Molecule: messenger RNA, 2424 nt
Organism: Zasmidium cellare ATCC 36951
Lineage: Eukaryota; Fungi; Ascomycota; Dothideomycetes; Mycosphaerellales; Mycosphaerellaceae
Exons: 2
Coding region: 1-2424 (807 amino acids)
Cellular component (GO): nucleus; cytoplasm
Source: RefSeq, a predicted model, not a curated record
AUGUUCGCUUUAAAGUCGCUGUCGUCUUACCUCUUCGGCCAGACCAACAAGCAGAACAUCGUCGAGCUCAACCAGGGCCAGCUGUACAUCGUCCGCCCACAAAGCCCCAAAGGCUACAGCGAGCUCAUCUUCAAGGACGCCGCCGCGUUCAUUCGAAAGACCGGUCAGGACUUCCAGUACCAGCUCGUCAUCCAGCGCGCAUACGAGGAGGGCGAGGAAGAGCUUUUGGAAGAGGAGAGCGGAGAAGAAGGUGUUAUCGAUACGCUCGGUGACAAGGACGAGAAGACAUUCUUGCUUGACGAAGAGCUGCGCAUUCGAGUGGAGAGGAAGCGAGACGGCGAGGUUGUGAUCGCGUGGAAGGAUCUCUCAGGCGACGAAGGCGACCUGUUCGAGUUCGUUUGCGACGGAUCGGUCAGACCAGAGAGUGCGACAGCGUUCGAUCUGGUCGCAAAGCAGUGUCAGUACGAACGGAAAUAUCGCAGAAGCCACGAGCAGGCCACCGAGCGGGAUCUUAAGGAGUUUGCGUUCGACGACGAGCCGGAGAUCCCUGCUGCGAGCCCCCUCUCCAGCCAACCUUCGCGCUCACCUGCAAUCUCACCCAUCGCGCGCUCACUGAACGACUUGAGAGAAGACAGCCCCAGCAUGGCGCGAGACUCGUCCAAGAAGGCGCUUGUCCCGCAGUCCAGGACACUGGACCAGACGCCGACCAAAGCGCCUGCACCGCGCCAAGCUCCAGAAAGCAAGGAAGUGCUGGCUAGCGAGGAGGCCGAGCUUCACUUGUUCGACUUCCAGUCAGGCACGUUCAUUCUUCAAGAUCAAGAUGUCCAGGCCAUUGUCUACGAGACGGGAAACUGGACAUACUGGCUACAGAUCACAGGCAACAAGCAGCAGUGGCUUGGUCAAGAGGUGGUCCCAGACAUCAAUCCGGUCUUCAACUUCGAAUACCUCAGCUUCAUCUUCAAUCACUACGCUGAAGAUGGAUCGGCAUACUCCUGGCUCCUCAAGUUCAAGGAUCGCGAGACGGAAGAGAAGUUUCAAGAGGGCUUGAUGCAGGCACUGUGGGAACAUCUGAACCAUGCCAAAUGGCGCAAGGCCGUCCAAGAUGCCGACAGAGACUAUGUUCUCGACUCCUUCAACGAUCUCGUACUGGAAGAUGAGAAAGACGAUGAGCGGGAGCGCGAGGCCGCUGAAGAGGACGAAGAGGAAGACGAGUUUGAAGAUGCGGUCGAUCGAGCAGCCACACCAGACUUUGACGAGGACGAAGACGAGGAUGAGGCAGAGCACCUUGGCGACGACGGCAAAGUCAAUAAGCUGCUUGCCGUUGGAGCAAAGAUUGAUCGAUCAUUUGUCGUCCGUGGAGAUAAGAUUGGUGUGUUCAAGCACACUCCUGACAAUCAGCUCGAAUUCAGCACUGCCAUCAACAAGAUCGCAACACCCAAGGGCAAGAGCUUUGCACCAUCGAAGGUCAUGCUGCACAUGUCGGAUCGCAACUUGAUAAUGCAGAACGAAGCGGAUCCCACCAGUCUUCACCGGUUGGACCUCGAGACUGGAAAGGUUGUGGACGAGUGGAAAGUCCACGAUGACAUCCCCGCCAACAUCUUCGCGCCUGAGAACAAGUUUGCUCAGACGACUGAUGAGCAGACAUUCCUCGGUCUUUCGAAGAACGCUUUGUACCGAGUUGAUCCACGUCGGAGUGGGAACAAACUCGUCGACGGCGAGCUCAAGCAGUACGUCAGCAAGAACGACUUUUCUGCCGCCGCCACGACCGAGAAGGGUUACAUUGCUGUUGCUUCGAACAAGGGAGACAUUCGCAUGUUUGACCGCCUCGGAAUCAACGCAAAGACUGCCCUUCCUGCCCUGGGAGAUCCCAUCAUCGGCCUCGACGUUAGCGCAGACGGAUGCUGGGUGCUGGCAACAACUCGUACCUACCUUCUCCUCAUCGACGCCUUGCAGAAAGAGGGCAAGAAUGAAGGCAAACUCGGCUUCGAAAAAGCUUUCGCAAAAGACAGCAAGCCCCAGCCACGUCGUCUUGCUCUCACUCCCUCGCACGUCGCCCAGUUCCAGCACGAGACGGGCGCUCCUAUCUCCUUCACCCCAGCGCGCUUCAACACAGGCGAAGAUCAAGAAGAGACCACCAUCAUCACCGCCACGGGUCCUUUCAUCGCGACCUGGUCCCUCAAGAAAGUCCUCGCCGGCCGCAAGGACCCCUACCACAUCAAGCGGUACCAAGAAGAAGUCAAAGCCGACAACUUCCGUUUCGGCAGCGACAAGAACAUCGUCGUCGCCCUCCCCAACGAAGUCGACAUGGUGGCCAAGCGAGCUCUGCAGCGUCCCACGCGCGAGAGCAUCAUGGCGACGCCGAAGCGUAGCAAAGCCAGAGGCAGCUAUCUCAGUAGAAACGAGAUCGUGAACUCUCCCUAUUAA